GAAAUAUGCUUAGCCAUCUUUGGUCUAAGCAUCGAAUUGAUAAAGACCAUCCUGAGGGAACCAACACUAAUGACUCAAUUAUCAAGGCUAUGCAUAUUAUUACAAAGCGGAGACAAGAAAAAAUAGCCCCCGAAUUUCAAAUUCCUUAUGAAAAAACUGUGAAAAAAAUGAUUGAUAAGGCUUAUAAUUGGAGUCGUGAUCAAUUAUUUGGUAUAAUAAAUAUAGAUGGCAGAUAUGUUAAUCUGAUGACAGAUUUAUGGAGCUCAAAAACCAAUCAAGCAUAUAUUGGGGUCACAGUAACAUGGAUCAAUUCAAAUUUUGAAUUAAAAGAAGCUUUAUUAACAAUACAACUACUUCCAUCACCACAUACAGCUGAAGCUAUUGAAGAUUCCCUAAAUCAAGUUAUUACUAAUUGGGGACUCACUGGCCCAUACACUUCAACUGAGUAUGCACAAGAAAAAUGUAGAUAUCCAAAGAUUUAUCAAACAAUCGAUGAUGUGCCAACAAGAUGGAACUCCUCAUACUUGGCUUGGGUCCAGCUUAAAGAACUACAAAAAGCAAUUGAUUAUCUUGUUUUAAUGUUGCCUUCAGAAUCAAAACGCUGUGACAGACUUGACGGCGAAUAUUUAAAAUUAAUAAAUCUAACUAAAACUGAAUGGCGAUUGUUAGAUAAUCUUAUUUCAUUAUUAAAGCCAUUCUAUGAGGCCACUAAUAUAUUUUCUGGUUCAAACUAUCCUACUCUUAACCUUAUUUAUCCAACAAUGAGAUUGCUUAUUAAGAAGUUUGCACCUUCUUAUGAACAAAGCAAAGAUGACUAUGCCGAUUUAUUAUUUGAACCUAUUAAUAGGCAUGAAGAUGAUCCUGAAUCUGAUAUAGAAAAUAAAUUUGAUACACUAGUGAGUUCGGAACAACUUCAACAACCAUUACAAGCAGCACAAGGACGAAGAAACAAACAUGACCAUAGCAAAGUCAAAAAAAGUACAUAUAAUGAUUCACGAUUUAAAGGUCGUCAGUUAAUUGAAACACCUAUUACUAAUGAAGGUUUAUGUGAUCUGGUUAAGGCUGCAUGUUUCCUUUCUCUUAAAGAAUAUUGGGAGGUUCCUAAGAAAAUUGGGCUUGUAGCAUCGUUUUUGGACCCACGAAUUAAAAGUUUGAAAUUUCUUGGUGAUAAAACAAUAAAGGCGACAACAAUUGAUACAGUACGAACACUUUGUAUUGAGGAAGAUAAUCAUCAACCUUCAGUUAGGCUUGAUGAGCUAUUUAAAACUCCAGAUCGUGAACCUGCAACAACUAAUAGCUUAAUUGCAGCUUUAUAUAGUAAUGAAGAAUUGAAUAAUGAAAUUUAUAAUGAGACCAAAGUUGAUUGUUAUCUUCGUGAACCUAUUGAGAAAAGGGGCUGUGAUCCAUUAACAUGUCGAGCAAAUGAUGUUUCUCAAACGCAACAUGCAGCACUUUCCUAUUUUCAAGCUGGAUGA
Molecule: messenger RNA, 1475 nt
Organism: Scutellospora calospora
Lineage: Eukaryota; Fungi; Glomeromycota; Glomeromycetes; Diversisporales; Gigasporaceae
Source: the annotation of a GenBank genome assembly